Messenger RNA from Solanum lycopersicum (tomato), 2861 nucleotides. RefSeq lists its product as uncharacterized. The record is from RefSeq and is a predicted model, not a curated record. NCBI's taxonomy places the organism in Eukaryota, Viridiplantae, Streptophyta, Magnoliopsida, Solanales, Solanaceae.
ACCCACCUAUAAGCACGAUAAAAACGGAUUAUUGGUGAACAAUUAAGAGAACUCCCAAACACGUGUCAAAGUCUGGUAGGUCCGCUUCAAGUCUACUUUUUCUUUUUCCGUAAGUCUACUUUAACGUUACAAACCGACGACCUUGGCUAAAAAGCUCCCACGAAUAAAGGAAAAUUAUUUUUUUAUUAAAAGAAAAUAAACCAAAAGCGUGGGGCACGUGACGGAAGAUGCACCUCCCGUUAGAGUCGUGAUUGUAACAGUACAAAUACGAUGUCGUUUUUGAUCCACUAAACAGUAAGAAAGUUAAAUAAAUUACAGAAAAUGACAAAAAUAAAUUUUCAUUUUAGAUAAAUUUCAUGUGCAUUUACAUUUACGUCCAACGUCCCCCACAUGAGAAUCGGAUCAACACCUUAUCCGUGUCCCAUUUUUUUUUCUAUAAAUACUCUUUCAUACUCUCCCCAUUUCUUUGCUUCACUAUAGGGCAUAGCUUUGAAAAAGUCUUAGAGAGAGAAAGUGAGUGACAAGUGAGAGAAGGAGAAGAAAAAGCUUGUUAGGUGUUCUUCAUUUCGGGUUCAUCUCUGCAGAGCAUCCGGGGCAAGGCGAGUGGGGUGUGGAUAUCUUCUCAGAACUCAAGUUUUUUGAUUAACUGAACAAUGGAGGUACUUGGAAAAUCUAUGGUAGCAGUGCCUACAAAUGUUAUAUAUCUGUCAACUAUUCUGGGCCAAGAUGGCCCAAACCCUGUUCACAAGUGUGAUUGGAAAUGUGAAAAUGAACAUGUGUGUGGGAACAUGUUCCGCUGCCGUCUAACUGGGCUGACACACAUUUGCGACAAAAACUGUAACCAGCGAAUAUUGUAUGAUAACCAUAACUCUCUUUGCAGAGUUAGCCGACAGAUUUUCCCUUUAACACAAGUUGAAGUGCAGGCUGUGAAAGGUGUACGGAGGAAGUUUGAUGCUGAUAGUUCCCCUUCUGAUAGCUGCGCCUUUAAGCGCAGAAGGGAUGCACAUUUCCACCCAUCACCAUUUGAGAGAUCUUUCACUGCUGUUAGUCCCAUUUGCAGUCAAGUUGGAGAGGGCAUGGACUUGAACUAGAUAUAAUAAAUUUCCAUCCUUUCGUCUGUUUAAUUUUACUUUCUUUUCGGACUGGAUUAUGAACAAUUUCAUAAUUUCCAUGACAGACUAGAUUGUCUUGCCAUUUUGUAGGAGGACUUAUAUUCUACAUUCCUGUGGACUGUAGCUUUAUAACUGUUUAGGAGUAACAAUAUUAUGUCUGCAAACGUUGGUAUGCGCCUGAGUUGAUGUUACAUGAAGGCUUUAACUAUAUAUAGUGCAGCAUUUUGUAUAACCUUUAUUUGGUUUCUGUCUAGUCACUCUAUACUUGUGGUUACAGUUAUACCUUUUAGGGGUUGUCAAACAUCUGUAUUGGCUUGCUGUACUUGUAUAGUUCUCUAUUAAUCACUGUGAUCAAUUCUGGGAGGUUUAUUGGAAUCCAGUCAGUGGAAUUAUUAUAUACUUUGUUUCCUAUCCUACAGGAACUUGCCCUAUCAAAGAAAGAACACACUUUUCAGUGAGCUCACUAAAGCUCACCUACUUUUAUGACUUUAACUCCCUAUUUCUUUGGCAGGUUUUGGAAGAAAGCACUAUUUUAUUUCAUACUGUUGCACUAGUCUAUUCUUAAAAUUCAGUUUGUAUUUGCUUUUUGAAUUUGUUCAUGUAAAGUAUCCUAAAAUGGUUUUACUUUUGCAGGAACUCAAAAACAUUUACAGUCAGGAGAGUUGAGAUAUAGUUUAUAUUGUUUAUGUUUUAUCAUCUGUCUUAUUUAUUACCAGCAGAAUCAUGAGUUUCUAACUAAGUUUGUUCUUUCUUAUUCAACAGAUCCACGCUCUUCCACGAGGUCUAGAGUUCGAACAAAUAAAAAUCAGCUCUAAGCUUUGAACUCUUGAACAGGGAGAGGUCUGAGGAAGAAUCUAAUAUCUGCCAAAUCAAUUGGUGUUUUGCAUCCACGCUGAAGUGUGACUAUCCUGCAGUAACAUUGUGAGUAAUACAGUCGAAUUUCAUGUCUGAUCGUUUGAAAACAAGAUCCACCUAUUCUUGGAGUCAGAGAUCUGGUGUUUACAUCCACCUACAUGUAUCUGUUUUUUCUGAUAGUGUUAGCUGAAGAGGAAUCUUUAGCAGCCAAAUCAAGGGGUGUUGCUAAACCACUUAAAGUUACACCUGUUGUCCAAUUUGCUCCUCUGUUAUUGCAAAAGGAUCUUUUUUUGUUGUAAGUGCUUGAUGACUUUAUGUGUUUUGAAAAUUAGUGGCUCUUGUCAUUUGUGCCUUGCUGCUGCUCUUCGACUUCAUCAGCAAAACUAUACUUGCUGUAUGAUUCCCAUUUCUUUGUUGCUUUGAAUUCUGAAUUGGCGCUCAAUGCAUCAUAUGCUGCUGCUAUCUUGCCACUUUUCAGGAUGGUGAAUUAGCAAAUUGAAUGACAAUGACAAUACAAAGUCAGCUUUCUCAGUGUGGUGUUUCACAGCUUCGUUUUAGCAACGUCUGGGAUUGGCUUUAGUGAAUGACAAUGACAAUACAAAGUCAGUUUUUUCAGUCAUCAUACUCAAGAAUAUCACUCCCUUGAAGACUUACUUGUUGUGGAAUAAUAUCAUUACCCCUUACCAGUAUCCAUCGGUUGCUUGCAGUGUAUAGUUUGAAAGAAUAUAACAGGAAGAUGCAUUUCUUUAUUUAUUUUUUUAUUUUAUGCAAACCCAACAGUGUACAUAAUGCAGAUGCAAUGACUGAUCGGAUUGGGGAUGUGCAGUCUGUACUCACUACAAACUUUGCCAUUUAUAAUAAAUUUCCCAAAAGGAGAAUACAUCUUUUUUCAUA